Molecule: messenger RNA, 2624 nt
Organism: Grammomys surdaster
Lineage: Eukaryota; Metazoa; Chordata; Mammalia; Rodentia; Muridae
Gene: Fbxl2
Product: F-box and leucine rich repeat protein 2
Exons: 15
Coding region: 89-1360 (423 amino acids)
Biological process (GO): SCF-dependent proteasomal ubiquitin-dependent protein catabolic process
Cellular component (GO): SCF ubiquitin ligase complex
Molecular function (GO): protein binding
Source: RefSeq, a predicted model, not a curated record
GGCCGGGGCGGGGCGCCGGGCUGGCGUCACCAGGACAACGGGCGUCGCCGGCGCCGUGUGACUUCAGGCUGUGGGCGCGCUCGCGGCCAUGGUUUUCUCAAACAGUGAUGAUGGCCUUAUCAACAAAAAGUUACCCAAGGAGCUCCUCUUAAGAAUAUUCUCCUUCUUGGAUAUCGUAACUCUAUGCCGAUGUGCACAGAUUUCCAAGGCCUGGAACAUCUUAGCCCUCGACGGCAGCAACUGGCAACGAGUGGAUCUUUUUAACUUCCAAACAGAUGUAGAGGGCCGAGUGGUGGAAAACAUCUCCAAGAGGUGCGGUGGCUUCCUUAGAAAGCUCAGCCUGCGUGGCUGCAUCGGCGUCGGGGACUCCUCCUUGAAGACCUUUGCUCAGAACUGCCGAAACAUUGAGCAUUUAAACCUCAAUGGCUGCACAAAAAUCACUGACAGCACGUGUUACAGCCUUAGCAGAUUCUGUUCGAAGCUGAAGCACUUGGAUCUCACGUCCUGUGUGUCUGUCACCAACAGCUCCUUAAAGGACAUCAGCGAGGGCUGCCGGAGCCUGGAGUAUCUGAACCUCUCCUGGUGUGACCAGAUCACAAAGGAAGGCAUUGAAGCACUGGUGCGGGGGUGCCGGGGCCUGAAAGCCCUGCUCCUGAGGGGAUGUACACAGUUAGAGGACGAAGCUCUGAGACACAUUCCGAACCACUGCCACGAGCUGGUGAGCCUCAACCUGCAGUCCUGCUCACGCAUCACUGAUGAUGGCGUGGUGCAGAUCUGCAGGGGCUGCCACCGGCUACAGGCUCUAUGCCUCUCGGGCUGUAGCAACCUCACGGAUGCAUCUCUCACAGCCUUGGGCCUGAACUGCCCCAGACUACAAGUUCUGGAGGCAGCCCGAUGCUCCCAUCUGACCGAUGCAGGCUUUACACUGCUAGCUCGGAACUGUCAUGAGCUGGAGAAGAUGGACCUUGAAGAAUGUGUCCUGAUUACCGACAGUACUCUGGUCCAGCUCUCUAUCCACUGUCCCAAGCUGCAAGCCCUGAGCUUGUCCCACUGUGAGCUCAUCACAGAUGAAGGGAUCCUACACCUGAGCAGCAGCGCCUGUGGGCACGAGAGACUCCGGGUACUGGAGCUGGACAACUGCCUUCUUGUCACGGAUGCCUCACUCGAGCACCUGGAGAAUUGCCGGGGCUUGGAGCGACUGGAGCUGUAUGACUGCCAGCAGGUCACCCGUGCAGGCAUCAAGCGUAUGCGGGCUCAGCUUCCUCAUGUUAAAGUCCAUGCCUACUUUGCUCCAGUCACCCCUCCACCAGCAGUGGCAGGAAGUGGACAUCGACUGUGCAGAUGCUGUGUCAUCCUCUGACAGCAGCUGCUGCGGCCACGGGCCCCAUCCUCCAGGUUAGACCAGUCUCCUGACUGCGCCACCAUCACCCAAUCUCGACUCUCCAUGGUGAAAGCAUUACAGGUAAAAGACUUCGAGCAGCACAGAUUACAGUAACUGGUGAUGCUCUUCACCUUAAUGUUGCUGGGAUGCAAGCAAAUCCAGGCCUGUGUCAUCUACAGCAAGAGUGGUGUGGUGCAAGCUGGAGCCCAUCCGAGGUGGGUACCUAGGCAUAUGAACCCCACCUGGCUUUGUCAGCAUUCUACAUAUACACCUCCAGUGUUAGCACAACCUGAGCAGAGCAAAAGAGCCUGCUGGUCUUCUACCUGAUCCUUAAGCCAGUGGCCUAAUGUAAUUCAUAGCAAUUCCUAUUGAUCUGCAGGACUUGUCCACUUUGAAGACUAAAUAGCACCUUUAUGAACGUGACUAUACUGCAAACUCAGAAUGGCUGCUAGUUUCAUAUGUAGAAACGUGUGUGAAAGGCAUGUUAACAUACUUCCAUAAGACACCAAAGAAACAAGGCCUCUAAGCUGGGUGGGGCAGGAUCUUCACCUUUCUGUUUGUGUAAACUCGUCAUAACCAACUCUAGGGACCAAAACCAACCCCCUUUGCAUCAUCGAUCCAUUGGAAAUGAUAAGUCCUGCCAUAUGCUACAGCAUAUAGUGCAUCUCUGUUGAAGGAAAGAAGCCAAUUAUGACCACACUUCUCAAAAACAUUUGUGGGAACCUUGAGAAAAUCCAGAAUUAAGGCUUAAGUUAUCUAUAAUCAAGUAAAAAUAAUGAAUGGAUGCAUGUAGAAUGGAUGUGGUUUUUUUUCAAUUUACUCUGAAUUUUUAGAAACCAUUUCAGAACUAUUUUAAAGCUUUACACAAAAAAGUCAAAUGAAUCAAGUAUUGGCAGCUUUCAAACCCACAAAGCCUCACCAUGCUCACUGGAGUCAGAUUGAGCAAAUCCACUUACGCAGGUGCUCCUGUCCUUGGGACUGGAACAGGAUGCUGUUUUUUACUAUGGUGCUGCUGCUCUGUCCCACUGAGAUCUCCCACCUUCAAUAUUAAUGGUAUCUGAACCUUCCCAGCGACACUCCCCAACCAGAACUGCAAAAAUGAGCUUUUUCUGCCUCUGUGGACAGUGCUGAAGCAUCUGUACAGACACAGUGACUCAGCUGCUUUCUAGGAGGGGGAGCAGAUAAUGGAAGCUCAUCAGGUGAAUCCUGUAAGCAUUAGCUUACUGCGAUGGGAAGGGUCCGC